Molecule: messenger RNA, 1899 nt
Organism: Cydia amplana
Lineage: Eukaryota; Metazoa; Arthropoda; Insecta; Lepidoptera; Tortricidae
Exons: 13
Coding region: 55-1899 (614 amino acids)
Source: RefSeq, a predicted model, not a curated record
UUCAAAUUUUUUGUUAUAAUUUAAAUUUAAUUGUGAUAAAUUAAUAAAAUAAUCAUGCCUAAAUUAGACAACAGUACACCUAUUGAAUUUAGCAAAUAUUUCCUAGCAAAAAAGACAUUUUACGGACCAGUAAAGAAAGAACCAGUAUGGGUAUAUUUGGAGAGAGAAAUGCAAGCGAAUAUUGACAAAAAACCUUACAAUAAGAAAGUUGGCGACUGGCUCAAGUUUUUGCGAGAUUUGAAACACUACUUUUAUCUUGAAAGUAAAGAGCAAGAGAGAAUACUGAAAAAGGAAAUUGGCCCAAAUUGGUACGUGGAAAUGUCAGGAUUUCAAAAAGAAGUUCUUAAGAAUUUAAUAAAGGAUAUCCACUACGACUUGAUCGAUAAUCUACCAACUCGGACUCGAAAAUCCCUAUCGGAUUUAGGCAUUAGCAGGAGCUUACACAAAUCUGUUUUGUUGAAAGCUAUGAAUGAAUCUGGGGCUGACGCGGCUGUAUUUAUUUGGAAGUUAUACACUGCUAUUUAUAAUAAAACGCCCAGUGUAUUUCGGCGAGAAUACGAUAUGGACGCAAUGAUUCUAAUGUCAGCGCUGACCUUUAUUGACUUAGAUGAAUGUGUAGAAAACUUAAAAGACUUAAUGAAGCCAGUGAAGGAAAGACCCAAGCCAGUGAAGAAGAAAGUGGUAAAAAAGGCCAGCAAGCAUACAGGCGAACAGUACGGUCUGUACUUAGAACGUAAUAUUGUACCUGUCUAUUGUAGACACCCCUCUCCGCAGCGAGGGGAGAGAGUUAAAAAGCCACCCCGUAUGGAGAGAAAAAUCACGCUCAGGAGCAACUCUGGCCAAGGCGUGGAUUAUAAUAAGAAGUUAAGCUUACUGCAACAGUCUGCUCAAGUUCUACAUACCACUCCAUUAAGUAACAUACAAUUUAAUGUAGGCACUGUUGCUCUAAUAAAGGGAAAGCUACGUUACGUUUUAAACAGUAUUGCUUUAUUACCGACUGGAUAUAUAGCUAUCAAUGGUGGAACAUGUAGAUUCUCCACUGGAGAAUAUAUGACAGUCAUUAAUGGAAAUUGGAAAUACCCAGUGGAGAAAGAAGAAAAAUGCGAUUAUACUUGUGACUGCAUACAUUGGGAAAAGGCCGUGAUGAAACAUUUAGAAGAAUCCAAAUGCAAGUGCGGUCACCUUUACGACUUCUACCAAGAAGGAAAAUCUAAGGAAAAAUACUUCUACCCGCCGACGAAAGAGUGGCCACUGUGGUUCGACGAAGCGAAAAUAUUCCAAAUGGAUCCGAUGGAGGAUUUUAUAAAGGAUACUGUUAGAUUAGCAGAAAGGUCGCAAGAGCCUACGCCAAUUCCGUCCCGGCCUGAAUUAUCGGCAGGUGGUCUAAAAACGAAGGCUUUACUACAGUCGUUCCUUGCCGAUUUAUCUGAAACCCCGCUCGUGAUACCGCACCUGCCGCAAGCGGAACUGCUCAACAACCUGCUAGAGCUCGUGAGAAGACGCUUCAACGGCGACCUCUCUCCGGAGGCUCACAAACUUUCAGUAGUCCGGUCGUCGCGGCGAUGGUUGUGGCUAAAGCACAUGGACUUUCGAGCGCGCGCGUACAUGAUACACUUCACAAAGAAAGAGCUUGAGAACAUUACUUGGGCGGACAGGCGAAAUCUCCAGUAUCUAUUUGAGACCCUGUUGCGCGAUUUCACAGCGCGGAAUAGAUUGCGCCAAUUGGAGCAGACACGCCUCUGGUGGCCCACGAUGAAGUUCGAUAGAUAUCCUAGCCAAACUUUCUUGGAUACAUACUUCGCAUACAUGCCGGGCAGAUCGAAAGAUACUUAUGUUUUCAACCCAUAUAAUGAUGAGCUCACUCCGAAAGAUAUCUACAAGACUUGCCCGCUUUCGUGA